Molecule: messenger RNA, 4464 nt
Organism: Oreochromis niloticus (Nile tilapia)
Lineage: Eukaryota; Metazoa; Chordata; Actinopteri; Cichliformes; Cichlidae
Gene: myzap
Product: myocardial zonula adherens protein
Exons: 14
Coding region: 460-2436 (658 amino acids)
Biological process (GO): intracellular signal transduction
Cellular component (GO): intracellular anatomical structure
Source: RefSeq, a predicted model, not a curated record
CUGCCUGUGAAAGUCCUGCUCUCAGGGGCAGGAGGCGCAGAAGAGGGAAGCAGGUGAAAUGUGGCCCGACAGGUCUGAUGGCAGUGCAGAGAGACGUAGUCAGUGCAGAGAGGAUUGCUGAGUGACUGACAAGCCUGUCGGUCAGGUGGCUUUAGGAGCAGUCUGGCUGGAAUUAGGACAAUGACAUUGUUGUGUUUGUGCUGCUGAGAGCAGAGCUGGUUUGCACCUGUUCAUUUCACUGACUGAGGGGGAACCUCGCAGCCCUGAGGAUACCCACUGCAGACGCAGCAGCAGAAGCAGACUUAGAGUGGAAUUUCCCUCCUGUUCCCAGGCUGGGGCCGGGGGCGAAUGGUCGCUCUGAGAAUCUGAGCAGAACUCAGGAAGGAGAGUGAGAGGAAGGGUGGGAGGACAGCCAGAGAGGGAGAGGAAGAGAAGCCAGGAGUGGACAUUAGAGGAGACAUGCUUCGCUACGGUUCAAGACCAACUGUUUCCACCACCACCACAACAACAGAGGAUUCUCCAGAGUCUUUAAGAGAGAGGAGAAUCAGACGCCUGAGGCUGACUCUGUAUCCCGGAGAAAAUGGAAACAAGGAGCCAAAAACUGAAAAGUCAGCCACUACUGAGAAUGCUAAAGAUGUCAAUGGGAUGUGGAAGAGGAAGAACGGGCUCAUCCAAAGAGAGAGUCCACCUGGCCAGGAGUCACCUCAGCAGCACCUCGGAGACAUGACCAAUGGGGUGCCAGAGACCUCGCUACGGCAUCAUGGGCCCAAAGUGUACGGUGUAGUGCAGAGGACAGGCUCGGAUAGACAGGAGGUGAUGGCACGCGAGUGGACAACCAGUCACCUACAGGAUGAGAUGAGAUACAUCAGGGAGGUGAGAGAUUCUCUUGAAAAGGUUAGAGAGCGGAUGUAUGGACAGUUUGGAGGAAUGCAGCAAUCAAUGCAGAAGCUUUCGCAGGAACUCAGGGCUGCCAAUGCACACAAGAGGAGUCUAGAGUCAGAGGUUAAGAUCCGCACGGCAGCCAUGGACAGCUUUGAUCAGAUGAACAGUUCCCUCAUAUCUGCUAACCUCACUUUGCAGAAAUCCCUUCUGGACGACUGUCAGAAGAGAGUGAGCUCGAGAGACGAUGUGAAGAGUUUGCAGAGCACCUAUGAGAAAACACAACAACAGCUCAGAGACAAGGAGCGCGAGCUGGCUGCAGUACAGGCUGAAAACCAAACUCUCAGGCUUCAGGUGGAGUCUUCACGGGAGGCCAACGAUAAGGCGCUAAAGGAGCUCUCGGAAAAGCUAGAGAAGGAGUACGAGGAAAAGCUGCUGGAAGAACAACGCAGGCACAGGGAGGAGAUUGAAAACCUACAGGCCCAACUCGAUGAGUACAUCAGACGACUGGAGGAAGCGGAGAGAAACAUCAAAAUCGCAGAAGCCAAGAUUGCAGAGAGGGACCAGAGGAUCAUGGAAGUGGAGCGUCUCCUGGACUGCAUGGGAAAGGAGAAGAGCCAACUGGAAAAGCAGCUGAAGGACUGCGAACAGCGCCUACGCCAGAUCGAGCUGACGGACAGAACUGACGAAACUGUAGCCAAAAGGUCCAAAGAGCUGCAAGGUGAAGCAGGUGAUCUCCGCGAGAGGAUCAAACACUUGAACGACAUGGUGUUCUGUCAACAGAGGAAGGUCAAAGGAAUGAUUGAGGAGGUCGAAUCUCUGCGAGCUCAAGUCGCUCAGAAGGACAUGUUCAUCUCUGAGCUUCUGGACAGAAUUGCAAUAGUGGAGUGCGAGAAUAAGACGCGAGAGGUUUUGGAAACCAGAGAGAUAGGAGUAGGCUGCGAUCUGCUCCCCAGACAUGAAGCACAGAGGUUUGAUGUUGAGCCUGUUCAGUGUGAACCAACUCAUCUCUAUCCCAUCCAACCCCCAUCACCUGAUCAUCCUCUAUCACCUGUGAAACUCCCAUCACCCACUGAACUACUGUCACCCACACAGCCUUUAUCACCCACUCAUCCUCUAUCACUUAGACCAAACCCUUCCUCCAUAGCGCCCUCAUCCCUGGCACAACCCUCAUCAUCACCUCCCAUUCAACAUCCAUCGCUCUCCCUAACACUGCCCACUCAGCCAAGGACGUUUAAGCUUAAUAACCCUCCCCCCAGCAGGCUAGAGUCAAGUUUACUAAGGUACACUCCUGUCCAGUACAGCCGCUUCCUGGAUUCCAACCCCACACAGGAGCGUGGGACAUUCUCCUACAUCCACCCAUCUGAGUCUGAAGCUGGUGUCAGUCCGGUCCAGCCUGGAGGAGACGAGCUGGACGCACAAACAAGCAGAGGCACAUGCUCCAUACCAGAGGAGUCCACUUCAUCCCCACCUUCUUCUCGACCACGAUCAGGAGUGCGAGUUUAUACACCGUUCAUGAAACUAAUGGAAAUGACAGCAAAGAUAAACAUAGAGUAAAGUUAAAGGAGCAGUCCUGGAAAAUACAUGAGCCCAGACUUAAUCAAGGAGAGUCAAUGAAACUAUGAAGCCAUUUAGCUUAGUAUAAUUACUGAAAACAGGGUAAACAAGUAACGCACAAACUUCUUUUUAUAAGCAAUAAAAACAGCCUGAAAACGGGAAAUUAGAGUAAAAACAACAUUUUAUCAAACUGGGAGAGGAAAAAAACCUGGAAAUGAAUAGAAACUCAUGGAAGUCAUUGUCCCCAGUUACGAACUAGUUUGAUCCAGAUUCCCUGUCAGAUGGUGGCUUCGUUUCCAUGUGGAUGACAACACGAGUUAACAGUUUAAUUACUUUUCUUUAAACUUGUUGACAGAUGGAUUUUAUUUUCUCUUUCCUCUAUUUUUUUGUAUCAGUGCUAAGUACAGAGCUAAUCUGUAUAUCAACAGUAAAUAUGUAGCUAAAGCUAAAUAAUAGUAUCCUCUAACUCAGUCUAUGUGUGCUGAGAAAGAGACAAGCGUAUUAAAAAACUGGUUGGAGUAGUGCAGUAGUAACAUCUUUUAUUAUUCUCUUACUUGACCUUAACGUUUGCAUACUAUACUACCAUAAAAUUUUUGACAGCAAAUUGUAAAAAAUAACAGUCUUAAAAACAAAUUUUGAUAAUGUAAUAUGAUAACAUUACUCUGUGUUGGUAUAACAUAGAGUAACAUUAACUUUAGGAUUAAAAGUGAAAACGCAGUGACGUAAAGUCAGGUAAGCCAUUAAAACAUCAGCUAGUGUGCUUCAAGAAUACCACUGACUCACUAUGCAAGAAAUAAUAGUAUGUAAAUAAACUACGUGGACAGAACUACCAACCUAGCUGCACAUUACUCACGUUUUGAUAUCCCCGUGUUGAUGAUGUCCCUAUAUCAUCAUAAUAAUGGUGAUCCAGCAUCAACAUUACACCUGACCAAUGACAAAGGAGCAUUUAGUUAGCCGAGCAUUAGCUUAGAAUUUGGCUAAUGCCUAGCUAAUGCUUGUUAAUGCCAGUUAGCUAACAGCCAACCUAACUUGAUAAUGUAUUUAUUACAUUGCAUAACUUUAUAAAGAAAAUAUUUAAUAAAACACAAAGUGAUUGGUCAGUUGCAAUGUUGAUCCUGGACCAACAUUAUUAUGAUAAUGCAGGGACAACAGGAACACUGGGAUAACAGACACAACACACAGCACACCUACAGGAGCUGCUCUGCCAUGUAAACCCAUGCAACAGUAGCAUUAAAGUGUGCUCUUUGGAACAACCAAUUCUUUGUACAUGCAGACUGCCUGGCCAGGUAUUUGACUUUAUACACCUGAAUUCAAGUAUUAAUAAGAAUGGCCCAAUAUUUAUGUCCAUGUAGUGAAUAUAAGAGGGUUACUUAUGCAAUCAGAGCCGUUAAUCUUAACUAGACCAAAGUGUGGAAUUUUCCCCUUAAACUUCGAUUGUCUUUGGUCUAAUUUUCACAAAUAUCCCUUUAAAAAUGUACUAACACAAGAAUCUGUUUUACAUAAUUUUAAAGCUGGCACAUCCAUGUCAGUAAUAUCUCACUUAUUUAUGUCGGAGAUAAUGAUUUUUGGCCAGUGAAGCAAAAAAGUCUUAUGUGGGUUUCUGUCCCAUGUUUGCACAUAGCUCUAAUAAUAACAAAAGUAGCUUGCUGUAGGAUGUAAAUGAUGUGAUGCUAUGUAAAAAAUAUUUUUCUAACUGAUAUAAUAUGGAAUAUAUUUCUUCCGUUUACAGUGAAUCUGUUCUAUUCAUGUUGCUCACUGAGCUAUGAGCAUUCAGUCCUAUAUGAAGGUCGAUAUGGUUAUUGUGUGUAUUUUCCUAUCAUUUUAUAUGUGCUCUGUACAAAUUAAACAUAUGAUAUUUUGUUACUGUUGAUAAUAUAAUAUUUAUUAUUAUGGUUUGUGCCUUUGUGACAACCUACUCUGUGGUCCUGGUGGUGGAAGGAAAGCUAUUUUAAUUGGAAGCAGGGUAAUAUGGCAAAAUAGGACGUGGCAAAUUCUUGAGAAAUCUGUUAUUAACGAUAUUAACUUUAA